UAAAAUUAGAUCAUAUGAAUGAUCGACAGAUUAAAUACGUUUUCAAUUGUUCAUAUAAUGCUUCCAAAAGAAUGCAUCAAGGAUAUAUUUGAAUCGAUAUAUGAUGAUUACAAAACUUUAUAUUCAUGUCUAUUAGUAAAUCGGUUGUUCUGUAGAAUUAUUGUUCCAAUCUUGUGGAGAAAUACUUGGUAUUUCGGGUACAACGAUCAUAUCAUAAUUAGUCUAUCAAGAACGUAUUUUUCAUGUUUAACAGAUGAAUCAAAGGAACUUAUCAAGAAUAACAACAUAGAUAUUUCUCCACCAACGCAACAUUCGCCUUUAUUUAAUUAUAUUGAGUACUGCCAGUAUAUAUAUUUACAACAAAUACGAUGCAUGUCGCAUGCAAAACUUUUACAAGAAGAAUUCAUUAAAUUAUUUUUGACCAGAUGUACAAAAAUAGUUCAUCUGGAUUUCCCUUAUUGUCCACGUGGAAUUGAAAAUAUUUAUUUGAGUUCAAGCCUUUCGCAUUUGUGUGAAUUACAUUGUGAUACCAUCACAUCAUCAGAAUUUUUUUUUGAACUUUCCAAAACGUGUCAUAAGAUACAAAGGCUUUACAUUAGUACAUGUGAUGAUGAUAUCGAAGGGUUGGCAACUUUAAUAAAAGUACAACAUGAAUUACAAUUUGUUUAUUUGAGAUCUGAUGACAGUCAAGGAGUACAAAAUGAGAGAAUCGGAGAAGCAUUGGCGAUACAAGCGAACACUUUAAUGCAUGUACGAUUUUGUGGUCAAAUAUGUAUUCCAUAUAAUGCUUUCUAUUCUUUCAUAAAUCUGAAAAGAUUGGAAUUGGAAUUAUUUGAAGAAAUUGAUGCAAGAUUAUCAGAUGCGGCUUAUUUUCCUAAAUUGAAAGUGUUGGAAAUUAAGUAUAAUAAAUUGACACCAUUUGAAGUUUACACAAAUCUCAUUGGGAAAACUGAAGGUACUCUUGUUAGGAUUCAUUGGAAUUAUAUUAAUACUCCGCCUACGACUUUAUCUUUACGUAAAUAUAUUCAAACGGUCAUUAAUAAUUGUCCAAAUCUUGAAUUCGUAACAAUCUGGUAUCAAGAUUCAAUACUAGAUGAUUUAAAACAACUAUUGAUUUCUAGCUUAAAAUUAAAAGGACUUAAAAUAAUAUUUUAUUGUACAUCUGACAUAGACAAAUUAUUCAAUUUGUUGGCAGAUAAAGCUCCUCUUUCUUUAACAAUUUUAUGUUUGGAUGAAGUAAAUUAUUACCAUAAUUCUUUAUUAUCAAUUGAGAAUUUGGAUAAAUUAUUAAAGAUGUGGAUUGAUAGACCACCACUUUUAUUAUAUAUUUGGAGUCAAUUAAGACAAAGUUUAGAACUAUUAAAAGUCAUGGACGGUUAUCUUAAUGAUGAUGUGCUGAAUGAUUUUGAUUAUCUUUAUUCUUUGGAUUGUGUAGAGGUAAUAAGAAAAUCUUGGGAAAUUGAAAUACCUUAUGGAUAUAUUUAAUGAAUACCUUUCUAGCCAGUACAUAUAAGAUUCAACUAAUGUACUGUACAUUAUGCCAAUUUAGAUAUAUAAAGAUCUUAUUAAUAUAAAUACAAAUACUUAAUAGUAGGAAUGUUUGAAUUUACCCACUAUGGCCUAUCAAAAUAUUCUUUUGCUUUUAAUCUUUAAAAUAAAUAUAAUUAUACCAAUAUAUUAAUUUUAGUAUCAGUUAUUUAUAAAUGACGCCUGAUAAAAUUAUUGGACAUUUCAUAUUAUCCCCUGAUCGGCACCAUUUACACGAUUAUGCAAAUGUAGUAGUUAUACCUACUGGGUAGCUAAUUUUAUAUAUAUUUAUUUAUCCGUUUCUAGGAAAUUUUGCACUA
Molecule: messenger RNA, 1847 nt
Organism: Rhizophagus irregularis DAOM 181602=DAOM 197198
Lineage: Eukaryota; Fungi; Glomeromycota; Glomeromycetes; Glomerales; Glomeraceae
Source: RefSeq, a predicted model, not a curated record